UUUUAUUUUGAAGAGAACACCAUGAACUGUUGACCAACGAACUAACAUAUGCGGUUGUUACAUCAAUGUAGAUCGUUAUAUCUAAUAUUUUUUAUUGUCCUAUGAGCAAAUAUGUUGUCUUUCUAUAGGCGUUUGAAAUCGGACACCGCUGGCGUUGGGGCCCUCAUUUCAUGCGUAGGGAUACGUUGUUGCUUUUGACAAUGUGGACGGAGGUGGUUAAGAUGUCUACUAGAAGAAUGAAAUCAUCUUAAUUGUAACAACAAAAAGGAAGACGUGAGAUUAAUAACUAGAUAUUGUUUGGAUUCGGACUGGUUACAUUGUACUAAUGAUAUGAUGUGGGUAGUGUAACAGAGCAAGGUUCAAGAGGAAUAAGGAAGACAUCUACAGCGAUCCAAUGUGUUUCACGCGCUGAGGUUGAAAUUCUCUUGAAGUUUUAUGUUUUUUCCCCCUGCGAUACUCAGCCUUUCUUUUUACUGUUGGAUGCCAGACAUUUGAAGAUUAAAGGGUUGUUAGAGACUGAGGGGCAUGAACGAGCAGCCGCAGCAGAGAAUGGCUGCAGUGGGAACACAAGACAAGGAACUCAACGACCUCCUGGAUUUCAGUGCGAUGUUUGCACCACCUGUGGCUAAUGGGAAGAACAGACCGACGACACUCGCUAGCAGUCAGUUUGGUGGAUCAGCUCUGGACGAGCGCAGUAGCUCUGGAUCCUGGGGCCCUGGAGAACAGAACAGCCCCUCCUUCAACCAAGGACGGGGCUACGGAGAUGGCUCCCACUACAAUGAGCAUGAGGGCCUGUCAUCUCCCUUCCUCAGUUCAGGAAUCGGAGGUAAAAAUGAGAGAGUACCAUACUCUUCGUUUGGAGGCCAGCCUGGCUUCCUACCCAGUGACAUCGCCAUGCCCAGUCCAGAUUCCAUGUCCCCCUCUGGGCUAAAGUCUGCCUCUCAGUUCUACCCCGGAUCGUACCCCAACAACCCUAGGAGGAGGCCUCCCGAUGGCCAGCUAGACACCCAACCGAAGAAGAUCCGGAAACCCCCUGGCCUGCCUUCCUCGGUGUAUGCCUCUUCCUCCGGGGAUGAGUAUGCCCGUGACAACGGAGGAUAUCCUGGCACCAAACCUGGCUCUGUCUACCCAGGCUCUUUUUACAUGCAAGAGGGACUCCACCCCUCCUCUGACCCUUGGGCCUCCUCAGGACCUUUGGGUCAGUCUGGCUACUCUGCCAUGCUGGGGAACUCUCCCCACAUCGGCCAGCCCGGAUCCUUCUCUGCCAUCAACCCACAGGACAGGAUGAAGCGUCAACCCCUGCCUCUGUCCCCACAGAACUACCCUCUCCACGGCAGUGAGGUGAACGGCAGUCUCGCGCCCGGCUUCCACUCUGGGUCUGGGAGCUACAACCACACAUCCUCCAACGGUGCAGACAGCAUCAUGGCCAAUAGAGGCACCACUGCAGGGAGCUCAGGGGAUGAGAUUGGGAAGGCUCUCGCUUCAAUCUACCCCUCGGACCACAACAGUAACAACUUCUCCUCCACACCCUCCACCCCAGUGGGCUCACCCCAGGGAAUUGCAGGAGCUGCAUCUCAAUGGCCAAGACCUUCAGGGCAGUCUGCCCUGUCACCCAACUAUGAAGGGCAACUGCAUGCCCUGCAGAACAAAAUGGAGGACCGCCUGGAGGAGGCCAUCCACGUGCUGCGUAGCCACGCUGUCCAAGGCCCUCCCGGCCUGGGAGGAGGAGCCCACUCUGACAUGCACAGCCUGCUGAGCGCUGUGUCCUCUGUACACAACGGUGGCCUGGGAGGUCUCUCUCAGGCCUUCUCCAAUGCUGGCCUUGCCCUCAGCAACAGACACCCUACCAUGGGAGGGAACCACCAGGAGGAGCCCACAGGCCUUCCUCCCAGCAGUACCCUGCUGCACGGUCACCACGCCUCCGGACCCCCACAGUCCACUGGACAACCAGAGGGCUUCACCAGUCUGCCAGGAAGUGUGGCCCGCUCCACACACUCGUCCAGUGGCUCGGACAUCAAGCGGGAGGACAAGGAGGACGACGAGAACUCCUCCAUCGCUGACAAGUCUGAGGACGAGAAGAAAGAAACCAAACGCAUCAGAGCAAGAAAGGAGGCGUUGACCCUCCAGAUCCUCUCUGGCCUCUCAGGCCUGUCAGACCCGGGAGAUGAUCAAGAGGAUGAGGAUGACGAGGACCUUCCUCCUGAGGUAAAGGUAGAGCGUGAGAAAGAGCGGCGAGUGGCCAACAACGCCCGCGAGCGGCUGCGAGUGCGAGACAUCAACGAGGCUUUCAAGGAGCUGGGCCGCAUGUGCCAGCUGCACCUCAGCAACGACAAACCUCAGACCAAACUGCUCAUCCUGCAUCAAGCCGUCAACGUCAUUCUCAACCUGGAGCAGCAAGUCAGAGAACGCAACCUGAACCCUAAAGCAGCGUGUCUGAAGCGACGGGAGGAGGAGAAAGUCUCUGGGGUGGUGGGGGAGUCCCCCAUGCAGCUCUCAGGAGGCCACCCCGGCAUGGGGGGAGAUGGCCAUAACCCAGUCAGCCAUAUGUAAUACCAGAUCUGGUGGAAUUCCUUUGGCUCUCGGAAGAUGUGGCCUUGAUCUCUUCUUCCACCCAUUCUUCUCAGUGUGUACAUAUACUGAUGUGUCUGUGUAUUGUCAUAAUUCAGUUUCAAGACACACAUUCACACACCCUUAUCCACACAUGCAUACUGCCAAAACUGACACAGCCAAUUUGCCGCACUCCUGACCAUGACUACCAGCGCAAAUGUGAAGAAACUUGUACUUUCUUUCUUUUUUUUUUUUUUUACAUGUUUUUUUUGCUUCCGUAACAUGAUGGAUCACCGGAGUACUAGUGUCCGGCCACAAAUGGGACUUAAAACACUGCCGAGAGGUGCUCUGUGAAAGACAGAAGCCUAACAAACUACAAAUUUACAAAAGGAUUUGUGCCUAAUUGUUACAUGUUUUAUGAGACAUUUAAGCAAAUGUGUGGAACUUUUUGUUUUGGGGUUGCUUGUAUGUAUGAGCAAGUGUAGAUUUGUCAUUCCCAACUUAAUGGUACAGUCUUACAUAUGUUAUGUAACCAAAUCCAUGUGAUAGAGAGGGCAGUUGACCUGCAUCGUGGGACAGAGUUGCAGUCCCACCCCAGCUCUGUGGGCCCUGGACCCAACAUGAGAUGAGGCAGAAGGGGGAGGAACCUCACCUGCCUAGUUGUCAUGUUCAGGGUUGUAAAAGGCUUUUUUUGUAGAAGACUCCAAGGCUUUUCUUCCCUGCCAUAAACAAAAUAAUAGUAUUUCAGAGUCCAGUAUUGUUUCAGCAUCCCCUCGGUGUAGGUUAAUUGGGAGACACCUGACCAGGGGUAGAAAAGCAGUUUAACGUCACAAAAGAAAUUAAUUAAAGUAAUUUUUCAUCCUGCAUCUCACCCAUUGGUUACUAUUGAUGCCAUCAGAAACUAGAGAAGCUUUCUGGAAAGCUUGUGGCGUUAACCAGCCACUCUGUUCCGUCUAGUCAUGAGACUGGAGGCUUGGUUUGGAAUACUCUGAUGGGCAUCUUAUGGCCAUAUUGUGUAGUGCCACCCUUUGAGUUUCAAAUCAAUUGACCCUGAACUCAUGUCCCAUGCAUUGUCAUUCUUAAAAAACGAAUACUAGGCGCCAAUGUGCAUUUGCAGGAUCAACCAUUGAUACCCCUAAUGGAAUGAAAUAUCCUCUUAAUACCAGACAAGUAACUUAUUAGAAGUUCAGUUGUCUAUUCUUAAAAUUGAAGCUUUGAGCAUUCCAAAUGAACUACACUACAUGGCCAAAAGUGUGUGGAUUUGGUUAUUUCAACCACACCUGUUACUGACAUAAAUCGAGCACACAGUCAUGCAAUCUCCAUAGACAAACAUUGGCAGUAGAAUGGCCUUACUGAAAUGCUCAGGGACUUUCAAUGUGGCACUGUCAUAGGAUGCCACAUUUCCAACUUCCCCGGACAACUGUAAGGGCUGUUAUGGUGAAGGGGAAACGUCUAGGAGCAACAACGGCUCAGCUGUGAAGAAGGCCGUAUAUGCUUACAAAACAGGAUGAUGUAGUGCAUAAAAAUAAUCUGUCCUCGGUUGUAACACUGACUACCGAGUUCCAAACUCCGGAAGCAACGUCAGCACAAAAACUGUUCAUCGGGAGCUUCAUUAAAUAGGUUUCCAUGGCCAAGCAGCCACACACAAGCCUAAGAUCAUGUACAAUGCCAAGCGUCAGCUGGAGUGGUGUAAAGCUCGCUGCCAUUGGACUGGAGCAAUGGAAAAGCAUUCUCUGGAGUGAUGAAUCAAGCUUCACCAAUCUGGGUUUGGUGGAUGCCAGGAGAAAGCUACCAGCUUGAAUGCAUAGUGCAUUGGUGGUGGAGGAAUACUGGUCUGGGGGCUGUUUUUCAAGGUUCGGGCUAGGCCCCUUAGUUCCAGUGAAGGGAAAUCUUAAUGCUUCAGCAUUUAUUUUAUUUCACCUUUUUUAUUUAACUAGGCAAAUCAGUUGAGAACAAAUUCUUAUUUACAAUUACUGCUUACCCCGGACGACGCUGGGAAAUUGUGUGCAGCCCUAUGGGACUCCCAAUAAUGCUUGGUUGUGAUAAAGCCUGGAAUCAAACCAGGGUCUGUAGUAACUCCUCUAGUUUUGAGAUGCAGUGCCUUAGACCGCUGCACUACUUGGGAGCCCCAGCAUAUAAUGACAUUCUAGACAAUUCCGUGCUUCUAACUUUGUGGCAACAGUAUGGGGAAGGCCCUUUCCUGUUUCAGCAUGACAAUGACUCCAUGCACAAAGCCAGGUCCAUACAGAAAUGAUUUGUUGAGAUCGGUGUGGAAGAACUUCAUUGGCCUGCACAGAACCCUGACCGUAACCCCAUCGAACACCAGACCUGAUCGCACAACAUCAGUGCCCGACCUCACUAAUGCUCUUCUAGCUGACUGGAAGCAAGUCCCUGCAGCAAUGUUCCAACAUCUAGUGGAAAGCCUUCCCAGAAGAGUGGAGGCAGUUAUAGUAGCAAAGAGCGGACCAACUCCAUAUUAAUGCCCAUGAUUUUGGAAUUAAAAGUUUGUUGAGCAGGUGUCCAUAUACUUUUGGCGAUGUAGUGUAGUGUAGUAAGAGCUCAUGCUGUGUCUUGACUAUAUUGUUAAAAUGUCUGCAUAAUGAGACAAUCUGAUUUGUAAAUCCACCUCAAGCAUACAUUCAACUAAGGAUAUUGUUUCAAAUGGAGCAAAAUGAAAUGCAUAUAAAUAUAUAUUUGUCUAUACAUUGUAGAUUUUAAAUCCAUGGCAAUGUAAGUUUGAAGUUUAGAGUGUAUUGUAGUUGAGCAGAAUGAAGAGCUGAUAUUAAAUCUUAAUGUAUUUUCAAAAUGAACUCAAAUUGGACUGUCAGAUUUGCCAUUAGAGAGGAAAGCUUAACUUAAACAAGAACACAGGCUCAGAAAGAGAAACGAAGACCGAUGGGGUCAGUUGUAGGCUUAAUUAUCAUUACGUAUUUAGUGGACAUUAAGCUGUCAGUCUUUGGUGCAUCCCAUUUUGAUUAAAUUGAAACAUUUGACAAAGGGGUACAGUGGCCUAGAAUAUUGAUAUUGUUCCUGUUUUUUUAUAUAUAUAUAUAUAUGCGGAAGGAAGUUUCUUUGUUCAUUACCCAGAUCCAUUAUUUCUUUUCAAAUGGGAACGUGUGGAUGGAAUUUAUGCCACUGACUGUCCUAUUGAAGUGUUCUUACUGAAUGGUCAUGUGGCUUCACAAAGCAAAGUCUAUGAAGACGGGCACUGUCUCGAACAGUAAUUAUGCAACUGGUUUUGAAUGUAACAUUCAAAUGUGGAUUGCCUUCAUUUUCAAGUACAUAUCCAGGUUUUGUCCGUCGGUUCAAUGUUAUUAUUUUCUCUUCAUUUCAAACGUUCCAUUCUAUUCUCUGCAUUCGUCCAUGUGGUCGUCAAUGUGCAGCUACAUUGUCCUGACAUGUUAUUUCGGAGUUUGUGUUUGGAUGGUCUGAAAAAACAAGUGUUAAUUCCUGUUGUAAGUUAAUAUCAUGGCUUCAGACAUGGUAUAGCACCGACCUCAAACCACAGAGGCAGCAAUGUACAUUGUUACUUGUUGGUCAUAGUAUUGAGAAGGAUUUUAAGUUUACUUUGUAGAAAGUGAGGAAAAGAAAAGAAAAAGACAGUUUCAAAUCAAUAGUGUGGCCUUUUCAUUCUCAAGACUAAAGAUGUCAUUACUGGAGAGUGAUGCCUUAUCAGUGCCUGAACUUGUAUUUUCAUUAACUAUAAAGACAGUUCUUUUUUUAAACCAUAACAUUUCAUGUAUCGCCAAGAUUAGAGGUACAUUGGAUGAACCACCCCACCCCUCCCUUUUCACUUUUCAGGAAGAAGUUGAACAUUUAAAAAAAUAAAACAUUCUAUGUAUCUAGAUAAAUAAACAUUUUAACUUUAUGUAGAUCUCUUGUUAUUUUUUAUUUUUUUAUUCAACUGGAUUUGACCAUACUACUGUUAUGUUGUGGCUGUAGGUUCAAGUCCUGGUUGUGUUUGUCUGUUUGCUCCCCUAUUGAUAAACCACUCAACACUACUGGGUUCUAAGAUAUCAUGGGUUCUGCCCUUGUGAUCUGCUUUUCGAAGCACCUCAAACUGUCAAUAUAUAUAUGGCUUCAGCUUUGAAGUGGGGGGCUGUGUUGUUUUGAGCCAUGACAACUGGAGCUUUUUGUCACUAGAACUAUCAUUUCUGUGUAAAAGAGUAAGUCUCCUCCAUUUACUUUGAGAUCUUUUUUUCUGAUAUCAAUCUCCUUAUUGACUUUGACAGUGACUUAUUGUAAGGGGUAUUGAUGUACCUCUUCAGAGUUGAUUUUGAAUAUUUGUUUCUCUACUAUUACAAGGUGAAAUAUGUGUAGGCCUACUAAAUAUUGCGGAUUUGUUCUGAGAGAGAAAAUUUACUGAUCUGAUGUCAUUACGUAUUCUGUGAACAUCCCACAAUGACAAAAUGUACAACCUGUAUUCUGAAGUUGUUGGAUAGGGGGAAAGAUGGAGGGUCUUUUCUGUGUGUCGACCUGAAAAUUGACACCGGCCCUGUUUGAAUACUUAGAAGUGCGUCCAUCCCGCCUCGCUUAAUGACAUGACUGGAUAGUGUGAGUUGUAUUGUCAACCUGUUUCAAAUCUGACAUGAAUAUAACUUUAUUUGAUUUCAUUUCUUAUAUGAAAGAACCUUGCUUUCACCUACCAAAUUAUUUCAGACCAUAGAUCAAUUCAAGGAGGAGGGCACUACUUUUUUAAAAUUCAAGUAUUCAAAUGGGGCCACUCACUCACUGCUACAAAGCCUGGCAUCUUACACUUGCAGCGAGGACACAAUCAAGACUGAGCAGUGUUUUCAGAGUGCCUCCAGUCCCGGUCUUUAUUAUAAUUUUUUUUAUAUAUAAAGUAGUUAUUGAGAACUGUCCUGUAUAUAACAGUAAUGUAGCAAUAAAUGUGCCAUUUUUAAUAACAGAAUUAUACCUUUUUCAAUGUCUGGCUUUUGAAUCUUGUAAACAUGAAAGGAAAUAAAGGAAAACAUUGUAAUAAAGGGUU
This is a messenger RNA of Oncorhynchus keta (chum salmon), 7537 nucleotides long. Its product is annotated as transcription factor E2-alpha-like. Gene Ontology annotation, molecular function: DNA-binding transcription factor activity, RNA polymerase II-specific; RNA polymerase II cis-regulatory region sequence-specific DNA binding; protein dimerization activity. The coding region runs from base 526 to 2550 and encodes 674 amino acids. NCBI's taxonomy places the organism in Eukaryota, Metazoa, Chordata, Actinopteri, Salmoniformes, Salmonidae. The transcript has 21 exons. Gene Ontology annotation, cellular component: transcription regulator complex. The record is from RefSeq and is a predicted model, not a curated record. Gene Ontology annotation, biological process: regulation of transcription by RNA polymerase II.